Leptosomus discolor (cuckoo roller) is the source of this 1595-nucleotide messenger RNA. NCBI's taxonomy places the organism in Eukaryota, Metazoa, Chordata, Aves, Leptosomiformes, Leptosomidae. The record is from RefSeq and is a predicted model, not a curated record.
AUGACACCACUGGUAAGCAAGAAGAUGGACCAAUUUCUGGACACGCAGAAUCCUCCCAUCCUUUGCAAGAUGCUCCUCAGGAGAACCGGCCCGUCAGCAACGAAGACCGAGAGAUGUCGCAGCACGCCCUUCCAAGUGGUGAAGACGAUGAGGAUGACAGCGACAGCGACAGUGAUGACGACGACGUGAAAGUGACUAUUGGCAACAUUAAAACGGGAGCGCCGUCGUACAUGGGAACUCCUAUGAAUCUAAACUUAAAAACGGGUAGAGGCUAUGGAGCAUCUGCUUCAGCCAAGUUGCAGCCCAAAGGUAUUGACUUAGAUGCUGCAGGGAAUAUAAAUGGAUUGCCUGUUAUAGAAGUGGAUUUAGAUUCAUUUGAAGACAAGCCAUGGAGGAAACCAGGUGCUGAUCUUUCCGAUUACUUUAAUUACGGAUUCAAUGAAGAAACAUGGAAGGCUUAUUGUGAAAAGCAGCGGCGGCUUCAGCUUGGGCUGGAUCCUGCUCCUCCCAUCAGCACUGAAAAUAAGAUCACAGUUCAGCAAGGGAGGACGGGAAAUGCUGAAAAAGAAGUGGAGAACAACAUCAUCAAAACAGAAUUCAAAACAGACUUCUUGGCUCUGGUGGGAGGACGCAUGAAGGCUGGCCCUCCUCCUAAUAGGAAGCUGGGUGGGACAAUUGAUGUGAUCGGCGGCCAGGCAGGCACAAUUAGGAGAGUAGAAGGAAGACGUCGUGACAAGCACGCCUCCGAGGAAAACCCAAUUCAGGUCCUUGGAGACCACGGAAGUAAGCCACAACCCCCACAGCAGCCCCAGCAGCCAUCACAGCCCCAACAGCCACCUCAGCAACAGCCGUUUGCACCACCAGCAGGCCCACCGCCUCCCCCGCUCGCUGGGCCACCUCCACCACACUUCCUCCACCCUCCUCCACCAGUUACUUCUGUUCCACCUCCCCUGCAUCCUCCAGGUCUGCCACCACCAGGUCCUAUUCCAGGGUUGUUCCCGCCUCCUCUGGCACCACCACCAGCUCUCCUCAUUCCAACCUUGGAUGGCCAGCCAGCCAGCUACAACAACAGGCAGCCUCCUCCGUUUGGCUACAACUCUGCGGAUUCAGGUUUCAUCAGCUACCCACCCAUCUCCACGUCCCACACGCCCUGGGUGACAACGGUGGACAAAGGCACAAGCAGUUCCAGCAGCAGCCAUUGGGAGUACUCGGGCUCAAGGCGUGAGAGGGAGCGGGAACGUGAGCGGGAAAGAGAAAGGGAGCGAGACAGAGACCGCACUCCGACCACGAGUGAAUACAACAAUGACGACGAACGAUACCGCUACUACAGCCGAGAGCGCAGCUACGACUUUGAGCGGGACUACCGCCGGAGUCGGGAUCGCAGCAGGGAGCGCGAGGACCGUCACCGAGAGCGCAGGCACAGAGACAAAGAGGAGAGCAGCAAGCAUAAAUCUUCGAGGCGCAAGCAGCACGAGAGCGAGGAGGGGGAGAGUCACCGGCGUCACAAGCACAAAAAGAACAAGCGCAGCAAAGAGGAGAAGGAGGCCAGUGAAGACGGUGCCCAGGAGGGAGAGGAGCAGGAUGCCAAGGAGUAA